AGAAUCAGUUCUCACCUUUUGUUCUCUCUCAUUCUCUCAUCUCCUCUCCUUCAUAUAUUCUCCAUCUUCUGCUAGCUAAGGAAGACAAGAAUGGUGGAUCUUGAAAGAAAAGUGUGUUGCAUGUGUGGUGAUGUGGGUUUCUUCGACAAGCUCUUUCAUUGCAGCAAGUGCCUGAAUCGCUUUCAACACUCGUACUGUAGUAGCUAUUACAAAGAGCAAGGUGAUCCAAUUAAGAUCUGCGAUUGGUGUCAGUAUGAAGCAAAGAAUCGAACAGGAGCAAAACACGGUGUUAACGGUGGAUCUUCUAAGAGGUCGUACCGGUCGGAAUAUGCUUCAGCCCACCAGAUCAAACAACAAGAGAUCAACCAGAUUGCUGCAAGUAGUAGUGUUACUCCAGCAGCCGACAAGGGUAAAAGCGGCAUACCUUCUCCUCGAACCGCCACUCGCAGGUACAAGCUUCUUAAGGAUGUCAUGUGUUAGUAAUGUUUUUUGUUUUAUAUAACCAAAAGUUGAGAGAGUUAUAGUUAGAGUGUUAAUUAGGAUCUGAGAUGAUAAUAAGACGCAUGAAUGUAAGAUACAAUUAGGGAUGUCGUAGAUGUUGCCAUGGGUGUGAAAAGCAAUGUUAACGUACCUGCGGAGUUAUGUAUGUUAAGGAUAUGAUGAUGUUAAUUAGUGAGUGUUUAAAAUAAAUUUUCUGUAUCUUUCAGUUGAAUGAUUGGUUAAUUAGCAGUGAGUUUUGUGUUUUGUUGUUAUCCAUCGAUCGGCAUUUGAUCAUACUAUUCUGUCCCUAUUUAAAAACAUGCCACAUAGUUAAAACAAUCAUCUUAAUAUUGUUUCUUUUUGUUAUUGAUCAUAACGAUUUCUUGUAUUGAAAACUGUAAACAGUUAGUAUUAUCUAUGGAGCGAUUUAUAUUAAAAACCUACGUUAAAGCUACAGAAUAGUCUACUCAGAUUAAGUUUUUAUCAAACAUGGAAAACAUGUUGUGAAGAUUGAUCGUUUUGGUUAUUGUCGUCGUACCUAUGACACAAGAAACAAGUUCCGAAGAUUGAUAGUCUUGGUUAUCGUAUGUAAAUCAUCUGAAGUCAUAUGUUGCUCAAAAAAAAAAUCAUCUGAGUUAUAUUAAAAUAAAUCAAGAUAACUCACAUGUUUCCC
This is a messenger RNA of Eruca vesicaria subsp. sativa (arugula), 1153 nucleotides long. Lineage: Eukaryota; Viridiplantae; Streptophyta; Magnoliopsida; Brassicales; Brassicaceae. The record is from the annotation of a GenBank genome assembly.